AUGGGCCAUACGCCCCCCGGGCCAUUUCAUGUCCUGGCACAUCGGAGUUCGUGCCAAGGCCUCAAAAAAGCUGGUGCCUUUCAUAACCGGAAUCCCGCAAGAAUCCGAGCCCGCGACUCUGUCGUUUUAAUGGCCAAGGUGAAUUUUCGAGUGGGGGUCCACUUAGAGAACAUCUGGCAAGCGGCUUACACUGCUGAGAAGCAAUCACCGCUCGACAGACUCGGCGCCUUGCCGGACGAUGUUCUGUUACACAUCCUCUCUCUCCUCCCGACCACCCGCCUCUCUGUGUGCACCAGCGUCCUCUCACGAAGAUGGCGGUCCCUGUGGGCCCAUGUCCCCCUUUUAAGUUUCGGAAACGAGGGUUCCUUCGACCGCCGCUUGGAGGACAUCGUCACCGAGGUCGUGUCGGCGCACAAAGGGCAAACGGUACACACUUUCCGACUAACAAAUGAUGAUUGCUUCAACGGUUCUGAAAUCGAGGGCUGGAUUGCCACUCUCGUUUCCCGCAAUGUCAGGAAUAUCUCUAUGUACCUUUCCUAUUAUGAUGAGACCGUAUGGUUUAUGAUGCCCAAUUGCCUGUUAAUGUGUGAAACCCUAGUGGAAUUGCGUAUCACUGCUUAUGUUGAGCUCCCGGCGGCCGGCGAUGUGUGCCUGCCGGCACUUAAGAGACUUCAUCUUGAAGGGGCUGAAUCUUUGCCCCGCCUGAUAUCUGGCUGCCCAGUGCUUGAGGAGCUGAACAUAAUUUUCAUACGGCCCAAAAUUUGGAGAUUUGUUCGCCAACGCUACUUAGGCUGGAUCUCAAUAUACAACCUGAUGACCAUGGAUUUGGUGAAAACAACUACUUUUGGGUGA
Messenger RNA from Striga hermonthica, 852 nucleotides. NCBI's taxonomy places the organism in Eukaryota, Viridiplantae, Streptophyta, Magnoliopsida, Lamiales, Orobanchaceae. The record is from the annotation of a GenBank genome assembly.